Molecule: messenger RNA, 1332 nt
Organism: Lachancea meyersii CBS 8951
Lineage: Eukaryota; Fungi; Ascomycota; Saccharomycetes; Saccharomycetales; Saccharomycetaceae
Source: the annotation of a GenBank genome assembly
AUGCUGCUGCACCGCAGUUCACUGUUGAAAUGUGGACUUAAACCGGUUGUCAUAUUCAGAAGUCGCCCCUAUAGCACUUGGCAUAAUACGAAUGAGAACCUGAGAUCAACCAACAGUAAUGUGAACUCCUAUAAAAAGAUGAUAGAUCCGUACCUUUCUCCGGUACAAGCUAAAUGGGUGGAGUCGGCCGCUAAACUCAAAGAGUUCUCUAGUAGUUUUAAGAAGAAUGCUGAUAAGGCUAAACUGGCCAUUCAGGAAGCAAACCAGAAACUGGCAGCCGCAGAGCAGGCCGGAACAGACAAACGGCUGGGCUUCGAUACCGACGUGGAGACCAAAGGCAGAAUUGAAGGGCUCCCUUCCGAACGUGAACGCUCCAGAACCAGAUGGGCCAAAAAACUAGAAUUUUACUUUGAUUCUCUCCAAGAAACCAUAUUCACGGCGACCAGGGCGCUGAACGACGUUACAGGAUACUCCAGCAUCCAAAAACUGCGGAAAAGCAUCGAUUUCAUGGAGAAACAACUGGGAAAUUUGAAAGAUGAGGUAAAAAAAUCGAAGGCGCUGUACAACGCUGCGAUCGAGGUUCGAGCACAAUCGCAAGGCGAAGUGAACGAGCUUCUGCAGCGCAAAAACUCGUGGUCGCCGCAGGACCUGGAACGUUUUACUCUAUUGUACAAAGACGACAGUUUGAACCUGGAACGCGAAACCGACGCCAAGAACCAUUUGGAGCAAUUGGAGGCCAAUGAAGAGGAGCUCUCCGACAAUUUAUAUCGAGCCAUUCUAACGCGGUACCACGAAGAGCAGAUUUGGUCCGACAAAAUCCGGCGAACAUCGACAUGGGGGACCUUCAUUCUGAUGGGGAUGAACAUUUUUCUGUUUCUCGUGUUCCAGCUCCUCCUAGAGCCGUGGAAACGUCGCAGACUAGUGGGAAGCUUCGAGGACAAGGUAACACAGGCGCUUGAAAAACAGGCCAUCCUCCAAAGCACGCAGCUGUCGCAAAUGUCAGAUCACAUUUCCACGAGUAUGGACAAAAAUUCCAAGAAAGGUGACUUAAUUCUAUCAGAGAGUUCCCAAAACUCCGAAGAUGCACAGCUCUCUACUUCCUCCAUUCGGUCUGCUCCUCCAGCAGCAAAUGCAACAUACUGGUCCAAGCUCUCUUAUUACCUGAACGUCUAUUUUAAAAGCCUGUCAUCAUGGGCACAAAAUCUCGCAAACAAACUGAAAAAGCUACCUGGAAAAGGUCUCAAUAACACGGUCACACUAACAAAAGCUGAGAUUUACACACUGGCUCUUCUGUUCAGCUGUACCGGUUUUUCCGUUUCACUAUUACUGUGA